UGUUUUGUUUCGUUGUUUUGAUUGGAAUAGAAAUAAAAAAAAAGAGGAGAUAAAUGAAAUAAAUAAAUAAAGUGAAAAACAACCGAAAAACCGAAGAAGCAACGAGAAAAAAGUUUGUGAAUAAUUAAAAGUGCUCGAAACUUAACGGAAAUAAAAAUAAAAUAAAAAAAUACAAAAAUGUGAAAAAUAUCUGAAUAAAAAAUAAAGAAUGGGCACACAACAAUUCUUCUCAUCAUCACCAUUGUUCCGAGUCGUGGUCAAAAGUCAAUUCAGCAGCUUUACGUUUAAUUUCGGCAGUUUGUUGUACAUUUUGGUGUUUGUCAUCGAACUGAGUGAGCCUGCUGUGAAAUACUCGUCACGUAUUGUCGAAACGCGCAACGGACGUGUUCGUGGCAUCAUUGUCGAUUUGGAGCGCAAGCGACUCGAAGCGGUCGAGGUUUUCCGUGGCAUUCCGUAUGGCGUGGUGCCGCAGCGUUUUCAUGCCGCACGCGAUCACGACGGCUGGAAUGGCACACUUGUCGCGGACAAAUUCGGCGCCGUGUGCCCCCAAAUGUUUCCGCACAUGCAAAACAAGACGGCGGCAUUACUGCGAAUGUCGUCGUUGCGUUACGACCACUUGAAACGACUGAUACCCGAUUUGCAGCACCAGGCGGAGGACUGCUUAAAUUUAAAUGUCUACGUACCGUCGAGAGGGAAUUUGGGUUAUGAGGCGCCGUACAGCGUACUCGUGUUCAUUCAUGGCGAAAGUUUCGAGUAUGGCUCCGGCAAUUUGUAUAAUGGAGAAAUUUUAGCUAGUUAUGGAAAUAUUAUAGUAAUUACACUCAACUAUCGAUUAGGAAUAUUAGGCUUCGGUGCAUAUCAAAGUGAUACUAGUUUAGUUAUAACCGAUAUUAUAACUGCAUUACGAUGGAUUCAAACGAACAUAAUCUCAUUUGGGGGAAAUCCAAGCGAAGUUACCUUAAUGGGACACAGUCAUGGUGCAGCAUUAGUUAACUAUUUGUUAUUAUCGAAAUUCGGAAAAGGAUUAUUUAAACGAACAAUUUUGGUUUCGGGCUCGUUGCUGAGUCCAAGUUCGCGAAUAAUUAGUCCGGAUUUGGUGCGCGAGGAAAUUUCACGACAGAUGGCGUGUCAUCUGGAUGUCGAGAGCACCGCAGCGCGAGAAAAUGCGAGCAGCAAUGAUCCAGCAAGUGCGCUAAGAGACAUAUCAAAUUGCUUAGAUCGAAAACCAAUUGAAGCCUUAUUGGGUAUUAGACUUCCCUUUGUGCGAUUUCGUCCUGCCUGGGGACUGCAUCCAGCGAUCGAUGCGGAGUAUGUGAUGGAACAUGCAGGCGAAAACUUUAUAACGUCAGAAUUAAUGUUAGGAUUUGUAACAUCAGAAAGCUACUUUGAUUUUACAGAAAAUGAGAUUAUGUUCGGUUUAGAACAGAACGAUGUGAUAAUAAAAACAUUUGUACAGAACACAUACGAUUAUCAUCUCCGGGAGAUUUACAGUGCCGUCAAAAAUGAGUAUACUAAUUGGGAAAAGCCCGUGAUACAUCCAUUCAACAUAAGGGAUUCAACGAUGGAAGCCUUAAGCGACGGACAUACUGUCUCCCAAUUAAUCAAAAUCGCCUAUUUGCAUGCGAAGCGAGGUGCAAAAACGUACGUUUACCACUUUGCACACAUGCCAACGCGCAAAGAGGGCGAUCCGCAUACGCAAUCACGUGCCGGCAGCAGCAUCCACUUGGAGGACAUUGCCUACAUUUUCGGGUAUCCGCUCGCCACGAAGCACAGCGAUUCGUCGCACGGCUACAACAAGCAAGAUGUCAGUGUGUCCGAAGCAAUUAUCACUUAUUAUGCUAAUUUCUGUAAAACGGGAGAUCCGAAUAACGCUGGCAAGGCAACAGCAACUAGCAAUAACAAUAACAAGGAACAUGCUGUUCAAAAGUCUCGUAAUUUACUGUGGCAACCAUAUGAUACCGUAACACAACAAUACUUAAGUUUCGGUAUUUUUACAGGUGUUGUUCGGAAAAAUGUCUAUCAUUACGGCAGCAGUAAUAAUCUUAAUGGGCGUCGAAAGCCUGGCGUUAAUUUGGCAUCGCACAAAGCCACCAUCGAGAUGGUCGAGUGUGUCGAGGAAGUAGAUGAGCCGGAACCGAAUGUACGCGAACUGGCAAAAGACGAUGAUGAGACUUUAAUUUUGCAAAAACUCGCUGACCGACAUUACGGUUACGCAGCUGGCAUAACAAUGAGCGUCGGAUGCCUUUUACUUUUGCUGAAUAUGCUGAUAUUUGCUGCAAUUUAUUACCAAAAGCAAGUGUCUUCCAAGCGUCGUCGCAAUUAUCCUCAUCAUUAUACGCAUUCAUCGCCGCCCGACAUUACACAAUCCACCACUGACAUACCCAGUUAUUAUAUUUCUGCCGAUUGUGAUAGUUUAGAUAUAACAAAUAGCAUAAUGAAUAAUGAUAGGGGCGGCAUAGUGCAAAAAAUGUCCGCGCCAUUAUCGGUGGCAUCGUCAUCUUCGACAGCGACAGCAGCAGCGGGCACGAUAAUGAGACAACAACAACAGGCGGCGCAACAACCGGAGAAACAAAUUAAUGAAGAACGAUUCGAGGAAAAGGAAAUGCCAACACGAAAUCCGCCAAUUGGUAUUCUUAUGAAGCACAGUAGCGACUCCGAGAGUUCAGUCAAAGGGAACAAACCGAAAAAGCGGGUACAAAUACAAACAGAUGUUUCCAUUGUUUAG
Molecule: messenger RNA, 2725 nt
Organism: Culicoides brevitarsis
Lineage: Eukaryota; Metazoa; Arthropoda; Insecta; Diptera; Ceratopogonidae
Product: neuroligin-1-like
Exons: 8
Coding region: 209-2725 (838 amino acids)
Biological process (GO): chemical synaptic transmission; presynaptic membrane assembly; neuron cell-cell adhesion
Cellular component (GO): plasma membrane; postsynaptic membrane; cell surface
Molecular function (GO): neurexin family protein binding; signaling receptor activity
Source: RefSeq, a predicted model, not a curated record